UGCCUUAUCAGCUCCCCGAAUCCCCGGCCUGUCAUACAGGGUCCCCGGAACGCACCCCUUCGACACCGGCCUCUCGUGCCAGCUAUCCCGGAGCCCGAGCCGUGGAUUCAGCGGUACCCUGGAGGCCUGUCUCGGACCCUGGCUUAGUAACCGAGAAUACCCAGCAAGAUGGACGGGAUGUGGCUGCUCUCUGCAGCCUGUGUGCUAUUCACACUGGGCAUGUUUUCCAGCGGCCUGUCUGACCUGCGUGUGAUGGUCUCCAAACGGAGUGUGGACAAUAUCCAGUUUCUACCAUUCCUAACCACAGAUCUUAAUAACUUGGGAUGGCUGUAUUAUGGUUACCUAAAGGGGGAUGGGACCCUCAUGACAGUAAAUACUAUUGGAGCCUCUCUGCAGACCCUCUAUAUGGUGGCCUAUAUUGUCUACGCUGAUCAGAAGCGCAAUCUCGUAUACCAGGUCCUCCUGUCUCUGGGAGUCUUGUUUUUGGCGUACGGUUAUUUCUACAUACUUAUCUCUGAUAUUGGUGUUCGUCUGAAUCAGCUGGGCAUGUUCUGCAGCAUCUUCACAAUCACAAUGUACCUCUCUCCGAUGGCCGAUCUGGCUCAUAUAAUCAGGACAAAAUCCACAAAGUGCCUUUCCUUUCCCUUGACCGUGGCCACAUUCCUUGCUUCGUCUUCAUGGGUGCUGUACGGCUGGGUACUCAGCGAUCUUUACAUUAUGAUACCAAACUUGCCAGGUAUUGCGACCAGCAUUUUGCGUUUUUGGUUGUUUUGGAUUUACCCUCCGGAUAAACCAUCCUACCGCAACAUACUAGCUUGAUGACUCCUUAUCCUUUGCGAAGUGCCUACAUUGUCCUAUGCUGCAUUCUAAAGCAACACUAAGAAUGUAAUCUGUUGCCAUGGGAGCCAAUUAUUCCUUUACGGGGUGCCAGCUAUAGGCAGGAAUCUUACAUAUACUAGAAAAUUACUACACUUAUUCUGCAGGUUGUGGGUAUCAUAAUUGGUGAGUUAGUCGGUGAGAUCCUGAAUGGUGCACGGAGCGGAGAGAAAGCAGGGCAUUCCCACCAAAUGAAAGAGCUUAACCCCGAGGGGGGGAGUAGUCAUCAGAGACUGAACACAAUUAGAGAGGGCUACAGAAAGUGUCGAGGAGAUUAGCUCUGCCUCCUGCACACACACAGCUGACACAGCGCUUGGUAUUGUGUGCCCAACCUGACCCCAUGCUGGGCUGGUCAGCAUUUUACUCGUGGCUGAGUCAGGACAGGGCAUCUCUACCAAACACAGGGGCAUGGGGCAGGAAGGACAGCCUGGGUAGAUGAGGGUGAAGCCCCCUGGAAGAAGUAUAGCUUGCGUAUAAGGGGAGAAAGUUGAAACAUGAAGCGUUUUCCUAUCCACCAAAGAACAUUGUGCACUGUUUUCCAUGUGACUGGGGUGAUCACGGGAAUGGAGACCUCAGCCACAAUGUCCAUUAAUAUGCACUGUCGUUCCUACAUGUCACGUUGUAGGGUGCCUAGUUUUGUACAACGUGGUAUUCUGCGUCUCUCCUGUCUUAAUGUGAAUCAACUGGAGAAGGACAAGCCCCAUUGGAAUGGGGGAGUGGAACAAUUUCCUAAGUGCCUUAUGAUUUUUAAGUACCUUUCUAAUAAAGAAUUCGUUUUUCAGUA
Messenger RNA from Pelobates fuscus (common spadefoot toad), 1660 nucleotides. It is a transcript of the gene SLC50A1, whose product is annotated as solute carrier family 50 member 1. Gene Ontology annotation, cellular component: membrane. The transcript is spliced from 6 exons. The record is from RefSeq and is a predicted model, not a curated record. NCBI's taxonomy places the organism in Eukaryota, Metazoa, Chordata, Amphibia, Anura, Pelobatidae. Gene Ontology annotation, molecular function: sugar transmembrane transporter activity. Gene Ontology annotation, biological process: carbohydrate transport. The coding region runs from base 169 to 819 and encodes 216 amino acids.